UGAAUGUAACUCUGGAUCCAUGCACAGCUGAUCCUGAAUUCCUUAAGAUGUCCGAAGAUCGAAAAAGUAUCACAGGACUUAAGGGAUGGUCCAAUAAAGGUUCUGUCCUUGGUUGUCAGAUGUUCUCAUCAGGGCGACAUUUCUGGGAUGUUAUUGUAGGUGUUACAGGAGUGUGGUGUGUAGGGGUUACCAGCAAGCUAGUGAACUUUAAAAAUGUUUAUGAGCAGACCAGGCAGUGGCAGAUUUGGGAAUGGGAAGGACAAUACACGGCCGUGUCUCCAUCAAAAUGCUUUGAACUUGUCCUGUCUGAGAGGCCCAUGAGAAUCCGCAUCUCUCUCAACUGCGAAGGGGGACGAGUGAGCUUCUUUGAUGCCAGGACCACAGCUCUGCUCCAUACAUUCUCAGACGCUUCCUUGGUUGGAGAGACCCUCCUGCCCUAUUUCUACUUGGGAGAGGGCACCUGGAUGACACUCCCCUAACAGGUUAGGUGGCCUUAUAAAUUGAAGGAGUGGAUCAAUCAAUUGAUCUAGAGAGAAAUAACCUGACCAUCAUUUACAUUUGUCUGAAUAAAAAGAAGAUGUGUCUUAGAAGCUUCAUAGGUUUUAGCAUCAUGUGUUCAGUUGUAUGAAUAUUAAAGAUAU
This is a messenger RNA of Notechis scutatus (mainland tiger snake), 641 nucleotides long. Lineage: Eukaryota; Metazoa; Chordata; Lepidosauria; Squamata; Elapidae. The record is from RefSeq and is a predicted model, not a curated record.